AUGGCUGAUACACCAAAUGUUGCCAUUCAGAGGGACCUGGACAGGAUGGAGAAAUGGGCUGAGAGAAAUCUCAUGAAGUUGAACAAGGGGAAAUACAAAGUCCUGUCUGUGCAGGGAAAUGACCCCAGGUACCGGUACACACUGGGGAACAACUUGCUGGAAAGCAGCUCUGCAGAGAAGAACCUGGGGAUCCUGGUGGAUAACAAGCUGACCAUGAGACAGCAAAGUGCUCUUGUGGCAAAGAAAGCUAAUGGUGUCCUAGGCUGCAUUAGGCAGAGACUUGCGAGCAGGCUGAGGGAGAUAUUAGGAUGUCAAGGCGUUCAGUUUGUGUCCAGUGUAUCCAGAUGCGAUCUGGUGGAUAUGGGUGAAAACAAGAUUUGUUUCUGCUGUGGAGAAUUUCACCUCACUAAAUGCACAGAAGAAGAGGCUGUGCUGAAGCUAUACCACGUGAAGUUGUGCGGUGAUGCUCACCUUCUUCUCAAGAAAGUGCUCUUUGCUCUUUGUGCCCUGAAUGCUCUCACCGCCACAGUUUGCUUGGUAGCGGCUGGCCCGCGGUUCUUUCAGAAUUUUUGUACAAAGAGAACAUGUGCAACAAGAAGAUCAUGCAUAGUAAGUGAGUGCAAGACUGGCGACCAAGAUCACAUUUUGGAUCCUGAUGAUUUUGUCGCACCUGUGCCACCUCCCUCAUAUUUUGCAACUUUUUAUUCUUGUACUCCACGAACAAGUCGCAGGAUGCUUGGCUCUGAUGUGAUACCGUUGCCUCAUAUUUACGGAGCGCGAAUCAAAGGUGUUGAAGUGUUCUGCCCUCUGGACCCACCUCCUCCUUAUGAAGCUAUCUGUAGCCAGAACAGCUCUGAGCAGGCAGGUGCAGUACAAAUAAGUGUCAUGGAAGCUGUUGUUGAUCCGGGGGGAGUGAGCGACAGACAGGCUUCUCAAGGUGAAGAAAUUCCUGAGUCUUCCAGCAGAGCGAGCCUUUCACCUUUUAAUGCAAGCUUGCUGCCUGCAGAAGGAGCCAGGAGAGCCUUCAAUCCCUUGCGUAAAUGGUCUAAAAGUGACCCUGUGCUGCACUGCUGGUUGCUUCAAGGGGCAGUGCUCAGCUGUGAAGCUGCCACGCAGACUGAAGUCAGACCACCACUCUGCGCUGUCACCUUGCGGAAGAGUUUGAGAGCAAAAGCUUUGAGGGGAAGACCCCUGUCUUUGAUAGACUACAAGUCUUACACAGACACUAAACAGCUUGUGGCGUGGAUCCUAGAGCAGUCCUCCUGCAGCAUGAGCCCUGACGUACAUGAAUUGGUGGAAAAUAUCAAGUCUGUUUUAAAAUCAGAUGAGAAAUAUAUGGCCGAAGCUGUCACCAGUGCCACCUUCCUUGAGCAGGUGAUGACACCUGCCCAGCAAGCCAUGUCAUCACGUGACGGUGUGUUACCUUUCAGACGGCACCCUGGAUUCCUGCACCUGGAGAGCUGUGGUGACCUGAGUACUUUCACCACAGAUGAAGACAGGCUAGCAGAGAGCAGGAUCCAGAGAGCAGAGCAUGAACGGCCUCACAGUCUUAUUGGUGUUGUCAGGGAAACUGUACUUUGA
This is a messenger RNA of Nipponia nippon (crested ibis), 1581 nucleotides long. The record is from RefSeq and is a predicted model, not a curated record. Lineage: Eukaryota; Metazoa; Chordata; Aves; Pelecaniformes; Threskiornithidae.